GCGGUCUUUGCUCGGAGCUGAGCAGUUGGCUGCAUCGUAUAAGCUAUUUGCCAGCACACAAUUUACAACAACACUUCCAUCUUUUUUUAUAUUUUUUUUAUAAUAUUCUGAUGAAAUCUUGGUUUGCCCGGUGCCAAUCAAGUCGGAGGACAUUAUUUUCAUACAACGUAAAUUUAUAGUAAUAUUUUUAUACAAGAGCACCAAGUCUGAAGAGAUACUUAUAUUAACAACAUGAAAGUAGAAAUCCAAGUUGCGCUCAACUUCGUCAUCUCUUACCUUUACAACAAACUACCCCGUCGUCGCGUCAAUAUUUUUGCCGAUGAAAUGCAAAAGGGUCUGAGAGAGAAGUUUGAUGGCCACUGGUAUCCCCAGAAACCAUACAAAGGAUCAGGCUACCGAUGUCUACGUGUUAGUGGGCAGAAACUCGACCCAGUGAUUGAGACAGCUGCUGCAGCCAGCGGUUUGAACAUGGAUGAGAUCCGAAAUAACAUGCCAGACGAAUUGAGUAUCUGGAUUGAUCCAUCAGAGGUUUCUUACCGAUGCGGAGAGAAGAGUGCAGUGAAAGUACUGUAUGUUGAGGAUAAAGAUGAUACCCUGAAUAACCUAGACCAGUCGAUUACUGAAGUCAAGAGUAGCUUCAACCCAGAAGCCGACUCAUUUCGCCCAAUAGACUCAGUAUCCUCGUCACUCAGUAGUAUGAGUUUAUCACCAACAUCUCCUGUGCCACCAAGCUUCACCUCACCCUCACCUACCAGCAUGUUUGGAAAAGUUAGCCCUGCUGCCGACAAACCUCAGCUCGUUACCUUUGAUGCAGCUACCUUUGCCCAGACAAAGUUUGGAUCCACUAAGAUGAAGACUGCCUCCAAGAAGAUCAACCUGCAACGACUAUCGCCAACUGAAUUUACAACAUACAUGAAGCAAAGAUCAGCUCUGAAUGGUAUGUACGCCCAGAGACCCCGUUCUCUGUCUCCAAAUGCUAAAGAAUUCAUGUACCCACAAACUAAAGUGGAUAACAUGAGUAUUUGGGGUGGAGAUGGGCUCUCUCUGCAGUCAACCAAUGUAGGUUAUGAAACCCUGCCAAAUACUAACACCAACAACGAUGCCACCAAAGCUUUAUUUGAUGGUCUUAAUUUUAAUGUGCCAUAUAAUGGCCAGUACAACCAACAAUCCUUGGUUGCAGCAAACUAAACUUAUAGAAAUUUACAUAAGAGUACUUAAUUUUAACCUACUACUGGCCACUUGCUCACAAUGCAUGUUGGUGAGCCCAAAGUUCACCACAGGCAGUAGAUAAGAUUACAAAAGAUUGUUUAAAAGAUGUGUACAAGAACAGUUCAGUGUGAAAGAUUGUUGUUGUUGAAAUUUUGAUAAUUAUUCUGAUACUGCCCAAGGGUACAUACAUUUGAUUGAUUCAUACUAUAUACUUUGAAAGUAAAAACCUUUUUGCGGGUAUGAGUUUCCUAUUUUCCAAGAUGAAAUAUUUAAAAUGAACUUCUUUGUUUUAGCUUUAAAUACAAUAUAAAUUUUUAUCUUUGAGAGUAUAUAUUGGUAUUCUUUCUGUAUUUGGGUAUUAAGAAAGCAUUUUAUCUUUUCUACUGAACAUUGGCAAUUCUAUUAUACUAAACAAAUAGAUAUUGCUGUGCAAGCUUUUACUUUUAUAAGAAAAAUAAGUAUUUUAAAAAUUUACAAAGCUUAGACUCGUGGAAGUAAUAUCCCAGCGAUAUUAUUACUGCAAGGAAAUAAGAAACAAAACUUUAUCUUGUAUUUUGUGUUAUACUUCCAGAAUUUGCCACUAUUCAAAAUACAACAAUAUUGAGAUACAGGAUCAGAUGAAUCUGAAAUAACAUGGCAUAUUAAUUUUCUACAUAAAUGUGCAAUAAGAGUUACACAUUGGACAGACAAGAUGGAAAAAUUAAAAAAAAAAAUUAAACUGAAAAAAUAUUUUAAGUUUUAGAUGGUGCAUUGGUAAUGUUUAUAUUGUUCCAUAUUUUUAAGUUUGUAUUAAAGAUUUUUU
Molecule: messenger RNA, 2011 nt
Organism: Saccoglossus kowalevskii
Lineage: Eukaryota; Metazoa; Hemichordata; Enteropneusta; Harrimaniidae
Product: protein Tob1-like
Biological process (GO): regulation of gene expression
Cellular component (GO): nucleus; cytoplasm
Molecular function (GO): transcription corepressor activity
Source: RefSeq, a predicted model, not a curated record